This is a messenger RNA of Drosophila eugracilis, 965 nucleotides long. Its product is annotated as trans-Golgi network integral membrane protein 2-like. NCBI's taxonomy places the organism in Eukaryota, Metazoa, Arthropoda, Insecta, Diptera, Drosophilidae. The transcript is spliced from 2 exons. The record is from RefSeq and is a predicted model, not a curated record. The coding region runs from base 8 to 766 and encodes 252 amino acids.
UUUCAGGAUGAAUAAUCAGUGUGAAAAGAAUGAUCCGGGCUCUUCAGUGGCCGAGGGUGUCACCACAUCUUCGAAUGACAUACAUGUUACCGCUCCUUCUAGUGCACAGGGGGUAGAAGGUUCAUCAAACGAAAAUGGAGUUAAGUCAACAGUUGAUUUGCUCAACGAUGAUGAUUCUAACGUUGGUGAUUCCAAAGAUGUUGUACCGAAGAGUGAAGCUUCUAACGGCAGUGGGCCUACAGUUGUGGUGCCUGCAGAAGAUUCUAACGUUGGUGAAUCCAAAGAUGUUGUUCCUAAGAGUGAUGAGCCUAAUGCCAGUGAGGCAAAACUUCUGGUGCUCAACGAUAAUGAGUCUGACGUGGGUGGUUCCAAAGAUGAUGUACCGAAUACUGAUGCUUCUGACGGCGAUGUACCCAAAACUGGUGAUUCUAGGACUAGUGGAUCUGAAAGUGGCGACGCCAAAGCAAGGAAAACUACAGCCAAGUCAAGAAACGAGAACAGGGUUCGCCGCAGACCACAAUCCGAAGAUGAAAAUUACAAUCCGAACUCCCAACCUCCUCCAGCAAAGAGGGCUCGUCGAGAUCUCCCGCCUGGAGCUAUUGAACAGGUUUUGAAGAGUGUAGCAAGCAAAUCUGCUGCUCAAGGGGAAACCGAUGUAAAUCGCGGUGCUGAAGUUAAGGUUGAUAAUAGGGAGAAUGCUCCUCAGACUGAAGUCGAUCAACGCGAGGGAGAAGAAGUCGUUGAGGGUCAGGAGGAGAGAGAUUAACCAGAACCCUAUAAACACGAAGAGGGGGUUCGAAACCAACUAUGAAUAUCUCAAUAUUUUAAUAAAUUUAAGUUUAAUAUAAUAUAUUUGGUUCCGAAUCAUCUAAAAAACAUAGAAACCAAACAUAAAAUAUACACAUAUUAAGGUUAUGAACCGAUCCAUAAAACUGCGUGGGAGAAGAAGUCGUUGAGGGUCAGGA